AUGGAGGUACUGAAGGGAAGGCUGAGGGUGAGGAAUAUGCUGUUUAGGGAGUUAAUGGCUGAGACCUUGGCUACGUUCGUCCUUAUGGUGAGUACUUAUGGUAAAUGUAUAUUUUCCUAUUGUUAUCAUCAAUGAUCAAGGGUUGUUACUGUUUUAUGCAUUCUUAAAUCUCCUGGGAAUUUGUUUAUUCUAUGUGUUUUAAAGUGCUUGGGAGCAAAAACUACCUCACCACCAUUGAAGAACAAUCAAAAUGCUCUAGAGUAGCUGUUCCUCAAGAAUCCAUUGACCAUUCAAAUAUAUGUUUUGACACAGUCAAGACUUGAGUUGGAAUCAGAUCCAGAAACAUGGAACUGAACACAGCAACCCUGGGUUAAAACGGAAUGUUCUAGAAAGUACUUCACUCUUCUAUCACCUCCACCAUUGCAAGUCUCUACGUGCUGUUUUUAGUUCUCGCCAACCUUGUUGCAAUGUCUCUUUUUCUCUUCCAUCUUCAUUCCUUAAUCAGUGUGCUUUCUUUUGAAGAUAUUUGGCAAGCAUGCAUGGUGACUGUACUAAGUUGACCAUGGAACAUCUCUCUUCCCCAUACCUCUCCCAUCCGUCCACCCUUCCUCCACUCUCCCUACUCCGUCCCUCUCUCCUUCCUCAAUCUCUCCCUCAGAUGUUUGGCUGUGCGGCGAUGGCCCAGGUGAAGUUGAGUCGAGGGACCAAGGGCGAGUACCUCUCUGUCAAUAUGGCCUUCUCAGUGGGUGUCAUGAGUGCCAUGUACCUUGCCAGGGGCGUCUCCGGUAAGUGGUAAUUCAAGACAACUACCGGUAGCCUCAUAUAUGCAUAACCCUUCCAAGUACAAGACAGAGAAUCCAAAUUGUAGUGAUAAUCAAGUCAAAGCAGUGUGAAUGUUUUCAUUUAACUCUCUUGGAACCUUACUGUUUGUAACCUGACCCUUGUACUGUAGACUCACUACGUAUACUGAAUGUUAUCAAUAUUGUACCAUACAUAUCAAAAAGAAAAAUAUUUUUCGUCUUACCUCUUCUUCCUUCCCUCUUUUCUUUCCUUUUCCCUCUCUCAGGAGCCCACCUGAACCCAGCUGUCUCCCUCAGUUGCUGUGUGCUGGGGAGGCUGCCUUGGUCUAAACUUCUGCCCUACUGCCUGUCUCAGGUUCUGGGGGCCUAUAUAGCUGCUGCUGUGGUCUUCCUCAUGUACUAUGGUGGGUCUGAUAACACUGCUGAAAUGACAGUUGUCUUAGAUAUUUCUAACCGUCUUUCUUGGUUUUCCUCUCUCUGUCCCUCUAUCCAGAUGCUAUUAUGGACUACAGCGGUGGCGUCCUGACUGUAUACGGCCCAAAUGAAACAGCCUCCAUCUUUGCUACCUACCCAUCCGACUACCUUUCUCUAGGGGGCAGCUUCUUUGACCAGGUAGGAGAGAGGGAAAAUAAUCAGUGCAUAUAGUGAUGCAUUCUUGAGGAUUGUGGGUAUUGUACCUCCUUUAGAGGAUAUUGUACAGAUGUAGGAUCUGAAUUUGACCAGUAUUGUACCAAGAAAAAACAUCCUGCAGCAACAGGAUUUGAACGUUUAGUCCAUGUUGCUUUAUCGGUGGUUAGGCUAUUAGCUGACCAAAAUUAGGCAACAUGAAAAGUGCAAUACUGUUAAUAUAACCGUGUGUUAUUGCGUGUUUUCAGUUAAUUUAUAUAAAUCCUGACGCUCAUCUGCAUUUCCUGUGGUUCAGGAAAAUUCUCAGCAACAAGUGAUCAAAUUAAGAUCCUACAUCUGUACCUCUAACUUAAUCUCUAAUCCUUUACACUGUACAUGUUUUUAGUUUACUAUGUUGUGUCUUGUUGUAUCUACCAUUCCUUCCCCACACACAGUUAGUUCCCUCAGGAAAUAAAACCUAUUUGAAAGUGUAAUUGGACUUGUAGUUCACAAAAGCUAAUUCAUACAUUUCUGUUGUUUCCUUCAGAUGGUGGGCACAGGCAUGAUCAUGCUGUGCUUUCUACCCCUGGAUGACUGGCGGAACAAGCCUGCAUCCGCUGACCUGGUGCCCCCCCUCACUGCCGUGGUUCUCAUGGGUAUCUCCCAGUCCAUGUCCUCAAACUGUGGGGGAGGGAUCAACCCUGCCCGGGACCUGGGGCCACGCCUCCUCACCCUGACUGCAGGAUGGGGUACAGAGGUCUUCACGUGAGUCAUCUCGGCAACCCGGAACCAAAAUCUCAUGUCAGCUACUCAAUUAAGUAACAUAUAUUCAUAUACGUCUGUCCACAAGAGAUUACACAAGAGUGUCUUUGGGGAGGGAGAUGGAGGAGACGUAGUGAGACAUUUUAAUGACGUGCAAUGAAGAGUACUCACUAUUAUACAUUGAUAUUUAGAUAAUGCAACAUUAGAUCAAGGGACUCAAAUGGAGGUUCAGCACCUCUUACGUGCAAAUACAUUUGACAUAUAAUAUACAUACUAUGUGCAGUCUAGAGCUCAACAAAACAAUGCAAAACCUCCCUAAUCUACACUAACUAACCUCACUCUCUCUGACCCUACAGGUGCUAUAACUACUGGUUUUGGGUCCCCAUCGUGGCCCCAAUGGUGGGGGCAGUGCUCGGCUCUGGGCUCUACCUGGUCUUCGUCCAAUGGCACUUACCAGACUCUGAGAUAAAUGAAACCAAUGACCUGCAGUUCAAGACAAUGGAUAUAAAGACUGUGAAAAAGCUGGAAAUCAUCAAAAACAACAAUGCUGUGGAGAUGGCCCACAAGGUCUAGUUGGCAUAACCUUGUCUCCAGGCUCAAUUGCUACACAGAGAGAGCCGGCUGGGUGGAUGAGAUUAUAGUUGGUGGUACAGAUGGAAGGAAAUACUAGUUUAAUCUAUUCUUAUAGCCUUUUUAUCAGAGCAAAGUAACCAUCUGUAUCUUGACAAAAUAAUUGAUACAUUAUCAAAUAGUGGUUGUACUGUUCUCUCAAAAGGUGCUCACCUGAACCAUGCAGUGUCUCUCAGCCUCUGCUUUCUGGGCAGGCAUCCUUGGACACGCCUACCUUUCUACGUCUUCUUCCAGAUACUGGGGGCCUUUAUGGCUGCUGCCACCGUAGGCCUGCAUUACUAU
Messenger RNA from Coregonus sp. 'balchen', 3080 nucleotides. The record is from the annotation of a GenBank genome assembly. Lineage: Eukaryota; Metazoa; Chordata; Actinopteri; Salmoniformes; Salmonidae.